Messenger RNA from Callorhinus ursinus (northern fur seal), 2801 nucleotides. NCBI's taxonomy places the organism in Eukaryota, Metazoa, Chordata, Mammalia, Carnivora, Otariidae. The record is from RefSeq and is a predicted model, not a curated record.
AGAGUCGCAUGCUCUUGUGACUGAGCCAGCCAGGCUCCUGGCAUAGACAGAUUUUUAAAUAAAAUUUUUAGAAUAGUUUCUGGGUACUCUGGACAUUUUAGAGUUAUAGAAAGAUUUUGAAGAUAGUACAGAGAGUUCCUAUAUACCCCACACCCAGUUUCCCGUAUUAAUACCUUACAUUAGUUUAAUAUACUUAUAAAUACUGAAUUACUGUUGAUUAUUAUUAAAAUCCAUACUUUAUUCAUAUUUUCCUCAUUUUUAUCUAAUGUCCUUUUUCUGUUCCAGGAUCCCAUGUAGGAUAGCGUAUUACUUUUAAUUGUCACAUCUCCUUAGGCUCCUCUUGGGUGUGAUGGUUUCUCAGACUUCACUUGUCUUUGAGGACCUUGACAGUUUUGAGGAGUCCGGUUUUUUUGUAGAAUGCCACUCAUUUGGGAUUUGACCGAUGUUUUUCUCAUUAUUAUACUGCCAUUAAAGGUUUUGGGGAGGAAGACCUCAAAGAUGAAGUGCCAUUCUCAUCAUAUCAAGGGUACAUACGGUCCACUUGCUACUGCUGAGACAUAAAACAAUUUGUAAAAUGAAAGAGGCAGAGAGGAGAUAAUUUAUGUAAUUUGAGUUUGCGGCAGAAGUUUUAUCAAGUUUGGAGACAAUUGGGUUUGUUCCCAGGGGUAAGAGAGAGGUCACAAUCCACCAAGCUUCUGCAUGUUGGUCUGAACUGUAAAUAUGGAACGGGCCAAAGGAGCCCCGUUCUUUGGAGAGGUGAGGGGUCUGUUGUGUCACAGUUCCACGGGAGACAGAGCAUCCCUGCUGGCCAGGUGUUGUCCUGCCCCAUCAGCUACAGCCGUGGUGUAGCAGGUGGAGCUGCUUUUACCCCCGGUUUCUCUGACAGCCUGCAUAGUUGGACUUCCGUGAGUGGUAAAAACACAGCUGUCAGCGAUGUUACCAACUUAUUAUCUGUUGGAUUUCUGCUGCUUUUGCUUUCUCUAUCCUUCAUCUGCUCUACUGUCUACAGAUCUCUUCAGUUCCUGUCUUGUGUCCCAAUUUAGUUAAAUAUGAUAAAAAGUCUGUCUAAGUAGGAACUAUGUAUUAUUUUUAUAUUCACUUAUAUUUCAGAUUCUGUGCUUUAGAUACCUUUAUGAAGGGUAAAUUUUAAAUAGUUUGAGUCAGAUGUUCAUUCUGUUAGUUUUGUGAUAUGUUACGGUAUAGAGACUAAAUAAAACAUUUGAUCUGGCUGUCAUACAAGUGGUGUGUCCUGGGUUUAUCAAACAUGUUUGAGAGUUCUAGUUAAGUCUGUAUCCUGCCCUGUUGCUUUAGCAGCAGGGAAUAAAUUACAGUUGAAAGUUUGUUCGUUAUUAUUUCAGGAAUCAAGGCCAGAGGUAUGAAUAAGGUGGCGAUUCUGAAGGGAAGAUUUUUGUAAGGAUGGACCCACACCAGCAGAUUGCCAGCAUAUAUAAGAGGGAUACAUUUCAGAUUCCCAAGUAUGAAAAAACCUCUCAGUAUAUGAACCAGGUACAAAGGCCUGAGGACAGGCCCACAGACGAAAGACGGUAUACAUGUAGUGAAUGUGGAAAGAAGUUUGCUCAGAGCUCAGGCCUUGUUCGACAUCGGAGAAUCCACACUGGAGAGAAACCCUAUGAGUGUCAUCACUGCGGAAAAGCCUUCAGUGUGCGCUCAACCCUCACUGUGCAUGAAAGAAUCCACACUGGUGAGAAGCCCUAUACUUGUAAUGAAUGUAGGAAAGGCUUCAGUGUGAGGGCACACCUGAUCAUCCAUCAGAGAAUCCACAAUGGAGAGAAACCCUAUGAGUGUAAUGAAUGUGGCAAAGCCUUUAGCGUGAGCUCAGACCUUAUCAAACAUCAGAGAAUACACUCUGGUGAAAAGCCCUAUGAGUGUGACAAGUGUGGGAAAGCCUUCAGCGUGAGCUCAGCCCUCAUCAAACAUCAGAGAAUCCACACAGGAGAGAAGCCGUAUGAGUGUAAGGAGUGUGGGAAGGCCUUCUACGUGAACUCCGCCCUUAUUAAUCAUCAGAGGAUUCACUCUGGAGAAAAGCCCUAUGAGUGUGGAGAAUGCAGGAAAGCAUUCAGCCAAAUCUCCACCCUUAUCCAUCACCAGAGAAUCCACACUGGAGAGAAACCGUAUGAGUGUGAUGAGUGUGGGAAAGCUUUCCGUGGGAGUUCAAAUCUUACCAAACACCAGAAAAUACAUGCCAAAGGAAAGUGUCUUCAGUGAUUUAUGUGGUGAAGAUAUUCCAAAGGCCUUUUUUGUAUCAGAAGUUAACACCAAAAGAAGGGUAUGGUAAAAGUUAGUGUUUUAAUUGAUACUUGGUCCCUUAGAAUAUUGAAGAAGUGAGAAGUCAAUGAAAAUGACUCCAGAAUGGUGACUAGUUAAAGUUCUAAAAUCACAUCUACUGAGAAUGCCACUUUACAACUCAUAAGGGUGGAGGUUUGCAGACAGACUCUUCAGGGAUCAGCACUGAAGAGAUGCUAUAUCCCACCCCAAACCAGCACAGCUGAAUCCUAAGCAAUAAGUGAUGGUGACUCCUGGCCCUAAACAAGGAGUCCAUUUCAAAGCAGAGUUUUGCAGAAUUCCACCGCCAAGUGAGGGAGAAGCCCCUUGAGGAAUCAGCUUACGGUGCUUCAAGCCAAGCCAGAGUAUCUCUCUGAUAAAGGGACCUAAGACACUUGGGAGAAUUUGCCCUGGAAUUCACUUCUGUCACUGCUCUGGGAGUGGGAAAUAUUCCCUUACCUUGUGUACAAUUUCUACUUGUAAUAAACUAAUAAAAGAAGCAGCUGCUCAGUCUAAAA